Messenger RNA from Oryctolagus cuniculus (rabbit), 999 nucleotides. NCBI's taxonomy places the organism in Eukaryota, Metazoa, Chordata, Mammalia, Lagomorpha, Leporidae. The record is from RefSeq and is a predicted model, not a curated record.
AUGUUUCUGUCUGAACUGUCUCCAGUCAGAGCAGAACUGCUUGGAUUCCUCACUCACGCCCUCUUGGGAGAUAGUCUGGCUGCGGAAUACCUUAUAUUGCACCUCAUCUCUACAGUAUAUACAAGAAGAGAUGUUCUUCCUCUAGGAAAAUUUACAGUUAACCUGAGUGGUUGCCCACGGAACAGCACCUUCACAGAACACUUAUAUCGAAUUAUUCAACACCUUGUUCCAGCGUCUUUUCGCCUACAGAUGACGAUAGAGAACAUGAACCAUUUGAAGUUCAUCCCCCACAAAGACUACGCGGCCAAUCGCUUGGUCAGUGGACUCCUGCAGCUGCCCAGCAACACCUCCCUCGUCAUUGACGAGACGCUCCUGAAGCAGGGUCAGCUGGACAGCCCAGGGGUCCACAACGUGACUGCCCUGAGCAAGCUCAUAACCUGGCAGAAGGUGGAUUACGACUUCAGCUACCACCAGAUGGAGUUCCCUUGCAACAUCAACGUUGUCAUCACCUCGGAAGGGCGCUCCCUCCUCCCGGCCGACUGCCAGGUCCACUUGCAGCCCCAGCUCGUCCCACCCAACGUGGAGGAGCACAUGAGCAGCCUGCUCGCCGGCCUGCUGCCCUCGGCGCUCAGCAGGUUCCGCGUCUACCUGACCCUGCUGAGGUUCCUGGAUUACAGCAUCUCCGACGACGUGACCAAGGCAGUGGAAGACGACUUCGUGGAAAGGCGCAAGAACGACCCUCAGAGCAUCACCGCCGACGACCUGCACCAGCUGCUCGUGGUGGCCAGGUUUCUGUCGCUCAGCGCCGGUCGGACAACUCUGUCGCGAGAACGGUGGCUCAGAGCAAAGCAGCUGGAGUCGUUAAGGAGACACAGGCUUCAGCAGCAGAAGUGUGUGAAUGGAACGAACUGUAACGACCUGACACCUCUGAGGCGGCGGGCGGAUCAGAGCCACGUGAUUGCAGAAUUCAAAUGCCAUUUAUACUACAUCGUUUUAUAG